AUGGUGCGCCGCCAAGAGUCGGGGACCGGAAAUUCCAGCUUUUACUAUGACUGCUGCGACGACGAGAAGGGUGUGAGAGCCAUCUGGACCUGCACUGCCCCCACCAAGGAUCACCGUGUUGUGAUGUGGAUCAAUGGCGUUGGGUUCAACUCCGAACUCCCGGCCAUUUCUGACGCCUACGGAAGCGCCAACACUGCCGGACUUGGAAACCCGACCACCCCUGUCGAGCUGUUCUGCAGCACCGAAACCGGAAAAUGGGUCCUCCGCAACCCUACUAAUGACAACUGGCAAUUGGGCGGCCGCAACUACUACCUCCCCAUCAGCGACCUCACCUGCCAGACCGAAUAUGUCGGAGACAGGAAGCAA
Molecule: messenger RNA, 366 nt
Organism: Mesorhabditis spiculigera
Lineage: Eukaryota; Metazoa; Nematoda; Chromadorea; Rhabditida; Rhabditidae
Source: the annotation of a GenBank genome assembly